CCACUGCACUCCUCCCGACUUGAGCUGAGCUAGUGCUUAACCAAGAGCUCAGCGAUCUGCUUUGUCGAAGAGCGUGCGGCGCCAAGAUGGCCGCCUCGCUGAGCAGCCGGGCCUUGGUGGCCGGGGCGGUGCUCGUCGCGGCCGCGCUGCUGCUGCCAGCCCGGCACGCGGCAGCUGUCGCCGACGGCAAGGCCGCGGCGCCUUCGGGCUACGACAGCGCCAGCAAGCCGCCGUCGUCACCGCCCGCGGACACGGCCGCGCCACCGUCGCCGGCCUACGGCGCCAAGCCGCCGUCGUCCCCGGGCGACAUAGCCAUGCCGCCUUCGGCCGCCGACAACUCAUCCGCGCCGCCGCCGCUGUUGCCCCUCGUGCCGCCGCCGAAGCCGCUGCCCUUCGUCAUCGUGGAGGGCGUCAUCUACUGCAAGUCCUGCAAGGGUGACGGCUACAACUCCGGCAUCAACGCGUCGCCGCUGCCAGGCGCGACGGCGAUGAUGGUGUGCUACGGGCGCAAGGUGGUGAACGCGACGGGGACGGUGACGGACGGCAACGGCUACUUCCUCAUCAUGUUCUACGACAUGCAGAACUUCAACGCCAGGACGUGCAAGAUGUACCUGGAGUCGUCGCCGACGCCGCAGUGCAGCAAGCCCUACUACCCGCCCAACCAGUGGAUCGGCCUCUCCCUCGUCAGGGAGACGAGGACCAUCCCGCCGGCGGGGCUGCAGGGCAUCUACACCCCCACCAGCGUCCUCUUCUACGCCCCCGCCGCCAAAGGCCAGUGCCCCUACUGAUCGGCGGCGAUCGACCAGCAGCUCAAAACCGUCCGACACCCAUGGGAUCCGUCGAGACCUCCGGCGGCCGCCGACGAUCUGCGUCGUCCACGUUCGGCGCCGGCCGGCGGACGCGCGAGACUGCGUACGUUAAGAUGAUCGAUCUUGGUCGACCAUCCAGGCAGUAAGUAAUAAGUAGCUAGGCAUUGGGUUCUUAGCUAGCUUAAUUUUUAGCUUCUAGUAUGUGAGUUCAUCAGUUGUUCUAGUUCGAUCGGAGCAUGAGUAGUGGCGAUGCUUUGGUUACGGAUUGGCGUCGGUGUAACAUUGUCCUGUCUUUGACUAGUCGAUCAGUUCUUUAAUCGGUUCUCGAA
Molecule: messenger RNA, 1138 nt
Organism: Panicum virgatum (switchgrass)
Lineage: Eukaryota; Viridiplantae; Streptophyta; Magnoliopsida; Poales; Poaceae
Product: pistil-specific extensin-like protein
Exons: 2
Coding region: 87-788 (233 amino acids)
Source: RefSeq, a predicted model, not a curated record